UUUCAUUCCUAUCAAGAUGAGAAGGUCAAUUCAUAUCAACUCAUUUCGUCCACCCUCAAAUCUCCGACAUGGUUUCAAUCCAGCCAUUCGUCCUUUCUUCACUCGACCCAGCCCUCCUACUCCAAUUACAACUCGAUUAAUGAAUUUCUCCAAGAUUACCGGAUUACUCAUUGCACUUCUUGGUUCUUCAGUUUAUUUAUCUGAUACUCGAGCUGGUCUUCAUUCUUGGAUUGGGGUUCCUUUGAUCAAAGCUUUGGCUUCUCAAGAUCCUGAGGAAUCUCAUAAAUUGGCUAUCAGACUUUUGAAAUUUAUUGGAGCUCAUCAUUUGAUUCAGGAUAGAGGAGUCGAUGGUGAUCAGUUAGCAGUAGAGCUAUGGGGGAACAAGUUUUCUAAUCCGAUUGGUAUUGCGGCUGGAUUUGAUAAAAAUGCAGAUGCGAUCGAUGGCUUGUUCGAUAUCGGAUUUGGUUACGUUGAAGUCGGCUCAGUAACACCGGAGCCACAGGCAGGAAAUCCGAAGCCUAGGAUGUUCCGCCUACCCUCUACCAAUUCAGUUAUCAACCGAUACGGAUUCAACUCCGAGGGACAUCUUACAGUACUCACCAAACUCCGCUCUCGUUUGCUUGAAUACCUGGAGCAACAUCGAUAUCUAGCUCCUACAGUCUUACUGAAUAACUAUGCACAAGCUCAACCUAUCCGAUCACUCACCACACCACUCUCAGCCGAGACUCUCACAUCCGUAUAUCCACUUCCUCAGAUUCUCGAGACUGAGGUAGUACCGUUGGAUGAUCGACUUUGCGCAUUGGUCGAUGAUCUUGAUCUACCUCGUAGUUUGAGGGACGGGAAAGUACUGGGAGUCAACUUGGGAAAGAACAAAUGGUCGGCACCAGAUUCGAUUGAAGAUUUCACCAUUGGUAUCCAACGUUUUGGACCAUUGGCCGAUGUAUUAGUGGUCAAUGUCUCAUCUCCUAACACCCCCGGUCUCAGAAGUUUACAAUCCAAGUCAAUCUUUCAACAACUUUUGUUCGAGAUUGUCAAGUCUCGGGAUGGAUUAGCCUCGACUAAGGAAGGCAAAAAGGUCCGACCAGCUCUUUUAGUCAAAGUAGCUCCCGAUCUUAGUUACCAAGAGUUAGUCGAUGUGGGUGAGGCAGCACGUGAGGCUGGUAUUGAUGGUAUCAUUGUCAGCAAUACUACCAUUGCCCGUCCUCCUCAAGCCGGUUCAGACUUGUCCGUAAACGAGGUUGGUGGACUCUCAGGUCCGCCUCUCAAACCACUUGCAAUCCGAGCCCUUUCAACAAUCUACACAACAACAGAAGGAAAAGUACCAUUGAUAGGAUGUGGCGGAAUCUCAAAUGGACAAGAUGCGAUUGAUUUUGCAAAAGCAGGUGCAAGUUUGGUACAACUCUAUACUAGUCUGACUUAUGAAGGAAUUGGAUUACCUCGAAAGAUUAAAGAUGAAGUCAAAGAGCUUUUGAAUGGAAAACAUUGGAAUGAGAUUAUCGGAGUUGAUGCUAAGCAGGAAGAUGUGAUUGAGAGAGGAGUUGAAGAUGCCAAGGAAAGAUUAUCGUUUAUUGAACAAAGGCUAAAGGCUUAUGUUGAACGAAGUCAAAAGCCUACUGAGAAAACGCAGGAAACUAGCGUUAGUAAGGCUCGAUUUGCAGUACCUAGAUCGACUUCAGGUAGUUCUGGAACAGUCACAGGAAUCACUUCUCAAAACUCAUCAUCAUCACCAUCAUCAAACUCGCUGACCACUUCUACUGAAACAAAGAUUCCUUUAAAAUCUUCAACAUCUUCUCUAUCAACAUCAACAAUACCAUUAUCAACAAUACCACCCCAAAAGAUUGAAGACAGUGAAAAGCAAAAAGAAGAAAAGAGUGUAGGAAUUCUAGCUGAUUGGAAAAUGAAAAGAGAAAAAGAGAUUAAGAAUGGAGAUUGUAAAAGAGUAGUUUAAAAGUUUGUUUUUUUCAAUAUUUAAAAGGUUUUUGAAGAAAUUGAAAAAUGAUCAUUAUAUUUAUAUAUGAAUGAAAUGAACGCAGAAAGAAAGAGAAAAGAAGUGUUGUAUAGAAGUUUUUGCAGGGUUUGAAUUUGAAAUGGUUUGAUCACCAUCAUUUAUUUUU
Melampsora larici-populina 98AG31 is the source of this 2114-nucleotide messenger RNA. RefSeq lists its product as uncharacterized. Bases 17 to 1948 code for a protein of 643 amino acids. The transcript has 4 exons. Gene Ontology annotation, cellular component: cytoplasm; mitochondrial inner membrane. The record is from RefSeq and is a predicted model, not a curated record. NCBI's taxonomy places the organism in Eukaryota, Fungi, Basidiomycota, Pucciniomycetes, Pucciniales, Melampsoraceae. Gene Ontology annotation, biological process: 'de novo' pyrimidine nucleobase biosynthetic process; pyrimidine ribonucleotide biosynthetic process. Gene Ontology annotation, molecular function: dihydroorotate dehydrogenase activity.